This is a messenger RNA of Rotaria socialis, 927 nucleotides long. NCBI's taxonomy places the organism in Eukaryota, Metazoa, Rotifera, Eurotatoria, Philodinida, Philodinidae. The record is from the annotation of a GenBank genome assembly.
AUGGCGGCGAGCGUAGACCGUUUUACAUGUCAAGUUUGUAAGCAAUUGUACAAAAAUCCUGUUGUUCAUAGAACUUGUGGAUUUUCUUUUGACCGUGAAUGUAUUGGGAAACAAUGUCCAAGAAAAGAAUGCGGCCAAAUUAUUAACGAAGAGAACUUAACAGUGAACUAUGCGCUGUUGAAAAUUGUCGACGAAUAUCGAUUAUCAUUAGAGCUACCUCUAACUUAUUAUCUUAUUCUACUUGAUACUAGCAGUUCGAUGUGGUAUUCCGACAGUUUACUUCCUUUUGCUCUAGGUGCAAGUCGGUUUACGUAUGCUACACAAUUUUUAAACGACUUUUUCAAGCUAAAAAUGAAUUCAAUGACUGAUAAAAUUUCUUUAUAUACUUUUGAUACAUCUACAACAAUGAAAUUUGAUUUCGAAACAAUCGAUGAGACUCAUUUACAACUAUUGGAAGAUUUAAAAUUCGAAGGAAAAGAUACAGCGCUAUUCGAUUCGAUUGAUUUCUGUCUAGAUAAACUUGAUAAAACACAAAAAAUACUUGGCAAUCAAAUAUCAGCACCAUAUCUUAUUGUUAUUACUGAUGGUGGUAAUAAUGUUGGCCAACCGGAAUCAAAACGUGCUACAGAAGUGGUAUGGCGUACAAAAAAACUUCACAUAACUGGCCAUUUUAUUCAAUUAGGAGAUAAAAAUAGAAAAAAAACGAGAAGAAUAUGUCGACUCAUCGAAUACAAAUAUAAUCAUUUCAAAGGAGGAAAUGUAAAAGAAUUCGUUAAUUCAUUUACAAACUCUAUUACAACCGAAAUUCGAGCUCGAAAUGUUCGAAUCGAAACACCAGCAGACGCAGCUAUACAAAUGAUCAAUCAGCUGCCGGAAGUACCAAAUACAGCACCAAAAAUAAUGUUCCGACAAAACGUACUUGCAUAA